AUGCCUUUAGUCGUCCAAGAACAAGGUUCGUUCCAACACAUCUUGCGUUUGUUGAACACCAACAUCGAUGGGAGAAUCAAGAUCAUGUACGCCUUGACCAAGAUCAGAGGUGUCGGCAGAAGAUACGCCAACUUGGUGUGCAAGAAGGCCGACGUCGACCUUGCCAAGAGAGCCGGUGAAUUGACCCAAGAAGAAUUGGAAAGAAUCGUCACCAUCAUGCAAAACCCCACCAACUACAAGAUCCCCGCCUGGUUCUUGAACAGACAAAAGGACCAAACCGACGGCAAGGACUACCACGUCCUCGCCAACAACUUGGAAUCGAAGUUGAGAGACGACAUCGAAAGACUCAAGAAGAUCAGAGCCCACAGAGGUAUCAGACACUUCUGGGGUCUCAAGGUCAGAGGUCAACACACCAAGACCACCUCGAGAGGUCUUUAA
This is a messenger RNA of Diutina rugosa, 438 nucleotides long. RefSeq names its product 40S ribosomal protein uS13 (gene RPS18). The record is from RefSeq and is a predicted model, not a curated record. The coding region runs from base 1 to 438 and encodes 145 amino acids. Gene Ontology annotation, cellular component: cytosol; ribosome; small ribosomal subunit. Gene Ontology annotation, biological process: translation. Gene Ontology annotation, molecular function: RNA binding; structural constituent of ribosome. The transcript has a single exon. Lineage: Eukaryota; Fungi; Ascomycota; Pichiomycetes; Serinales; Debaryomycetaceae.